AUGUCAAUGACGUCAACAACAAAUUCAGUCAAACAACGUAAAUUAAAUGAUUUACGUGUUGUUGAUUUACAACGUGAACUUCGUUCAUUUAACAUAUCUUAUGAUAAAAAAGAACUUAAAGGAUCACUUCUUGAAAAAUUACGUCAAGCUUUACUUAAUCGAAAUCUUGAUCCUGACAAUUAUCAUUUUGAUAUUUCUACUGAUCUUAAAUCAAUAUCAUCAGAUGAAAAUAAUCGAAGUCAUGAAGAAAAUAGUUCCCAUGAAAUAAACACUUCAGAAACAUCAACGAUGGAGGUCGAUUCGAAACAACGAUUAAAUAAUGAAAAUCCAGUGCAAACAAAUACAACAACAACAACAACAAUGUCAUCAUCAUCAUCAUCAUCAUCAUCAUCACCACCACCAAUGAAAAUUUCGACAACAACAACAUCAUUAACAAAAGAUAUAGACGAUGAACAAAAUGAUCAAACAAAUCGUAUGGAUACAAUGGAUUUGAAACAAAUUGUUGAAGAUUGUGAUAAUAAUAAUAAAAUUUUAACAAUUAAACAAUUACCAACAAAUCAAGAAGAUGAAAAUCAUAAUGAUAAAAUUGAUCAUGGUCUUAUACAAGUAUCCUGUUCAUCAUCAGAUGAAGAAUUAGAUACAAAUAAUCAAAUACAACAAACAACAAAUAAGAAUUUUUUUAAUCAUACUACAGAAUCAAUAACAACAACAACACAACACCACCAACAACAACCACAACAAACAUCAUUCGAACAUUCACAUGGUGAAGACGAACAAUAUACAACAACACCAACAAAUCUUUCGACUGAUAAUGAUAAUCUAUUGAAAAGUGAAACUAAUCGACAAGAAUCAUCAGAUGAACAACAAAAAAAAGAUAAUACAAAUAAAUUAAAUAAAGAUGAUUGUUAUCUUUGGGUAUCAAAUAUUGCCAAAGAAACUCAUGCAUCAGAUCUAAAAGCAUUAUUUUCAAAAUAUGGAAAAGUUUUAACAACAAAAGUUAUUGGAUCAAGUUCAUCUCAAUGGUUUGGAUAUAUUCAUUUAGCAACAUCAGAUGAUGUUGAAAAAUGUAUUCAUGCAUUACAUCAAACAGAAUUACAUGGAAAAAAAAUUUAUGUUGAUCGAGUAAGUUUAUAA
Rotaria sordida is the source of this 1134-nucleotide messenger RNA. The record is from the annotation of a GenBank genome assembly. NCBI's taxonomy places the organism in Eukaryota, Metazoa, Rotifera, Eurotatoria, Philodinida, Philodinidae.